This is a messenger RNA of Dicentrarchus labrax (European seabass), 3039 nucleotides long. It is a transcript of the gene il12rb2l, whose product is annotated as interleukin 12 receptor, beta 2a, like. The record is from RefSeq and is a predicted model, not a curated record. The transcript is spliced from 15 exons. Gene Ontology annotation, cellular component: external side of plasma membrane; signaling receptor complex. The coding region runs from base 196 to 2313 and encodes 705 amino acids. Gene Ontology annotation, biological process: cytokine-mediated signaling pathway. Gene Ontology annotation, molecular function: cytokine binding; cytokine receptor activity. Lineage: Eukaryota; Metazoa; Chordata; Actinopteri; Moronidae.
GUGUGUACGUGUGUGUGUGCCCACGUCAUCGAUAGUCCCAAAACUUGGGCGGCGCGAGCCCUGUUACCGGACGGACGAUUUCAAUUUCACAACAAACUUUGUUCAGUCAACCGGGGUUUGAUGUCGCCUCACAAUGAACGAUAGGAAUCUCAGUGUGUCUCACAAUGAGGCAGUAGAGGCCUGGGUCCAAAUGUAAUGGCCACACUUAAGACCAGCUGGCUUCUGUCCAUAUUUGUGGUCAACCUGCGAAAUUGCUUUGCGCUAGCAGUUUCUGCAGGUCCUCCAGUUUCCCCCUUUCCUCCUGAAUGCUAUUGCCCAUGUGAUGAGAAAAACUGUUGGGUAUAUAUCUACUGUACUUGGGACAAAAGGCAGGAACCUCAGAACACGACUUACAGCCUGCACUGGAAGCGGGCGAAUAGCAAGGAGGGUCAUGUGAUCAGCGAGACCAGUUUUAAUGCUUCGAUUGCUCGUGAACAUUUCUCCAGCCACGAUGAGCUUCGUGUUUGGGUCCAGGCUGAGAACCAGUACGGUUCUGUCAAAUCUGAGGAGGUUGUGUUCAAUACAGCAGAUAUCAUCAAGCCACCCCCUCCUCGCAUCACAUCGAUCCUUCAGGACAGUUCAUCGUUAGAGAUAGAGUGGCCCCACCCCUGUGCGCGGCCGGAGACCCCUUUGGGACCCUGUGAUAUUCGAUAUCGGACUGAGGAAGACCAACGCUGGUUUGAGGAGGAUAAAUAUUUUAACCGCUAUGAAUUCGUCAGUCACCAGCCCUGUACAGCCUAUGAAUUUCAAGUUCGCUGUGCAUGCGUCACAGGCCUGAAGAGUUACUGGAGUGCAAUCGAAAAAAUCCACACACUGACAGAUCCUGUUGGAAAGCUGGAUGUUUGGAGGGACUGUGGGGUGACCCCUGCAAGCUUCGACUGUGUUUUGAUAUGGAAGACACUUCCUAUGUCUCAGGCUUGUGAUCUCAUUCUGGGGUAUGAAGUCAAACUGUUUUACCCUAAUGGUACCACAGUGUUAGUGAAUGUGUCCAUAGCUGAGCCAAGGGGCCAGUUAGUGUGUGAUGAAACGCGAUGCCACCUGAAUUCCUCUCUAAAGGAUGCAACCUCAGUCAAUGUAUCAGCCUACAAUGCUCUUGGUGCUACGGAGCCUUCUAAACUCACUUUGGCAAUACCAGGUAUUAAUAUAAAUAAACAAGAUGUUCACCUCAAGAUAAAUGAAGAAAACGUCACUGUGUCCUGGGAUCUGCCCUCCAUUUCUCUGAAAGACUUGAAAGAAUAUGUGGUGGAAUACAAACAAGCAGGAUGUCCACCAGGCCAAGGGUUUGAUUGGGUCAAAGUGAACAAAAGCCAAAGAACUGCAAUUUUUAAAGGUCAAUUUAAAAAAUACACACCCUACCAAAUAUCAGUGUUCACAGUAUUCAACAGCAAGGAAGUCCACCACCUUUUCACAGAUAUUGGAUAUUCUCUUGAACGAACCCCCUCCAAAGUGCCAUCAUUUAAAGUGUUUUCCAUUGACACCACUGAUGUGACUCUGAUUUGGGAGCCCGUUCCCCUCGACGAGCAGAAUGGGGUGAUCCUUUACUACCAAGUAGGAGUAGACAGAGAAAAAGUGUACAAUGUGGGUACAAAUAGGACAUAUAAGUUGCUGGGUCUCAGUCCAGGACAGGAGUACGAGGUGUGGAUACGAGCUGUGACUUCAGCUGGACCUGGAGAAAAUGCCACUGCGAGGUUCAAAACAGUCGAAUCUUACGCGUACCUUCCUGUCCUGCUGACAGUUUUGUCUCUGGUUGGAAUAUGCAUUAUUCUUGUUUCAGUCUGUACUUGUCGAGGAGUAAACAAAGGGUGUUCACUGGGGCCUCCGUGUUACUGUGAUAAAGUGCCAGAUCCUCGUAAUAGCUACAUUUUCAGAGAUAUGAAACACCAGAUUAAUGACCCCAUGACUUGUAGCUGCAUCGCCAUUCAGGAGCAACAUCCCAAGAUCUCUCUGUUGGAGGUUUUGGAAACUUCGCCGGGGGCUUCGACGAGCUCCCUGGAGGAAACCUCAGAAACUGAGAGAUUAACUAGGCCAUUGGUUGGAGAUGGGAGCUCCCAGAUGGACUUCCAAGAUGAUCAGAGGGAGAAAGCUGUCAUAGAGGAGUGUCACAGGACUGACCACAAAUAUGGAAGAGAGGCGUACAGCAAAAUGGUUGACUCCGAUGAGGAGAGGGACAAGGAGGAGGAGGAUUGUUGGAGCUCAUCAGACGAUGAACCCUGUCGAUCAGGUUACGAGAAGCACUUCAUGCCCACUGUUUUGGAAAUACUGGAAGUUUCAUGAUGUCUCCGUGUUGACUCGUGGACAAUCUUGGAUGUGUGUUUUAAUACUUGAAAUGUGCAGAAAUGUUUCAGAAUGACCUGGACAGCCUCUCUCUGCAGGAGAUCAGACUCAGGUCAUUGGAGAGAUUUGUCAGCUUAAACUAAUGAUAGCCAGUCCCUCUCUCUACGCUGGCUUCCACCUUUUGCAUUAGUUUAUUUUGGUAUUUGAUGAGUGUUUGUUUCACCAGAUAGUGUUCACUUUUCCUAUUUCAGCUUCAUCCACCCUCUUAUGUUAAGCCUGUAGAGUAGUAAGAGUAGUAUUUUAAGAGAUUUUGUUUUUAAUCCACACAUUGAGCCAGACUAGAGCCCCAAUAUGCAGAUGUAUGCAGAGCUAGGAAUUAUUUGUCACUGAUAGUGAUAGAACCCUCUCAUAUACAUCAUCAUAUUUAUAAGCACAAUACAAAAUACUUAAGUCUGUGAGGAAUGUUAGAAGCACAGUAGUAGUCAGUAUUUACUCCCAGAUGAGCUUAAAUGUUUCAGCAAUGUCCCGAUAACCUGUAAAUUGAUUUAAAAACUACAAAGCUAUAAGAAAUCUCAGGUGCUAUGUUAUUUCACCAUUUAGGAAAAUGAUCCUCACCUGUAUUUUUUUUUGUUUACAAUGUUGCACCUUAGACUUUUUAAUGAGCAAAAUGAACAUUUGUCAUGUGUACAAAUGUUGCACGUGGUUAAAUAAACUAUUUUAAUAAGG